Staurois parvus is the source of this 356-nucleotide messenger RNA. Lineage: Eukaryota; Metazoa; Chordata; Amphibia; Anura; Ranidae. The record is from the annotation of a GenBank genome assembly.
CUUGGUGUCUCUCAGGUAGGCCUUAGUUUUAAUAACAAGGGGUUGAAGAAAUGUAUCAAUAUAUUGACCCAUCCUAGACAUAACAGAUUGUAUCCCAUUUACAAUGGGUCGCCCUGGUGGAUUCAAAGGGUCUUUGUGCAUCUUCGGUAAAGUGUAGAUAACUGGUAAUCUGCAUACAUCUGGGACCAAAUAUAGAGCUUCUUUUUUAUUUAAUAUCUUAUAAUCCUUUCCUUUCUUGACCAAUGUUACAAGAUCCUUUCUAAAUUGAUGGGUGGGGUCUUUUGAUAAGGGGAGAUACGUAUUUAUCUAACCAUUUUCGGCUUUGCCAUAAUCAAGAUCCCUCUAGUCUUAGAUUC